AUGAAGACAAGGAAGUGGACUUGGUUGACAGGCUUUUUAGGGUAUGAUCCCGUCGAGAAACAACACAAGGUGUUGGCAAUGACCAGCCGAAAUGAUAGAUCGAAGGAGCAUCAGGUUCUCACGUUGGGAACUGGGAACCUGACUUGGAGAAUGGUAAAAUGUGGGAAACCUCAUCCUUUUCCGGAGGUUUAUGCAUCAAUGGGAUCUGAGAAGUACAGCUUUGUUAAACCACCCCCGGAAAGAAAUUUAAAGAUGGAAAAGCUGAUCAACUUCCAAGGUAAAUUGGCUUCAGUAAGGUCCAGAAUCUUUGAUAGUGAAGAAAGUUUAAGUUUAGAGAUUUUGAUUCUAAAAGACCCUAAAAAGCAUGAAUGGGCCAUACGUAUUUUCAAUCUACCUCCUAUGUGGAAGGACGGAGCUGCAGGGAAGUACUUAGACGUUGUUGGAGUUACUGCUACAAAUGAAUUAGUUUUGUCACCUCGCUUUCCAUCCUACCUUUACUACUACAAUUUCGUCAGCGAAGAUAUAUCAAGAGUUGAUAUCCGGGGAAUUGGAGCGUUUGAGAAGGAACCUAGAGCUCACGUAAUACUGAACCAUGUUGAGGAUGCCAAGAUUAUGGAAUUGUUUUAG
This is a messenger RNA of Brassica rapa (field mustard), 627 nucleotides long. Its product is annotated as F-box protein DOR-like. NCBI's taxonomy places the organism in Eukaryota, Viridiplantae, Streptophyta, Magnoliopsida, Brassicales, Brassicaceae. The record is from RefSeq and is a predicted model, not a curated record.